Fomitiporia mediterranea MF3/22 is the source of this 1576-nucleotide messenger RNA. Its product is annotated as acid protease. The record is from RefSeq and is a predicted model, not a curated record. Gene Ontology annotation, biological process: proteolysis. The transcript has 5 exons. The coding region runs from base 93 to 1334 and encodes 413 amino acids. Gene Ontology annotation, molecular function: aspartic-type endopeptidase activity. Lineage: Eukaryota; Fungi; Basidiomycota; Agaricomycetes; Hymenochaetales; Hymenochaetaceae.
AUGUCCUGCUAACCUGUCACUAGGACAUCCAUUCUCUUUUGUCCCUCUGCUUGUCGUUCCUUACAACUCACACUCUUUUGAGUCCUUCUGACAUGAUGUUGCAUACACCUGACCUGGUUCUUCUUGCUCUCGCGUUGUCUCUGGUUAGCGGGUCUUCUUCCGCGAAGCCAAUAGUGCAAAUUCGGGAGCCCGCUCUUGUCUCAAUCGAUUUUGCUGUCCGCCUCAAUCUUACACUUGGUGACUCGAAGAUCGCUGACCUUGAUCGUGCUCGUGCGGCAUCGAAACUUGCGGGGAUUGGGAAUUUAGUUCGGCGCGAUGGCGCAAUUAGCGCAACGAAUACGGGUGUCACCUAUGUUGCCAGUAUCGGGGUUGGUGAGCCAGCGACGGACUAUUCCCUCGUCGUAGAUACGGGAAGCUCGAACACAUGGAUAGGUGCCGAUAAGAAAUACGAGCCGACGAAUUCUAGUGUGAACACCGGCAAAAACGUAUCUGUUUCAUAUGGCUCUGGUCAGAUGGAGGGAGUUGAAUAUAAUGACACCGUCACAAUUUCUCCCGACCUUGUCAUCAAAGCGCAAAGUAUUGGUGUUGCUAAUUAUUCGGUCGGUUUUAAUGGCUACGAUGGCAUCCUUGGAUUGGGGCCUGUCGCAACAACUGCAAACACAGUGCAGAACAUGUCGAAGGUACCGACCCUUAUGAACAACCUAUAUGCGCAAGGAAAAAUCUCCAGCGAGAUCCUCGCCGUUUCUUUCGCACCUACCACGACGGAGCCGAAUGGAAAUGGCGUGUUAACGUUCGGCGGAGUUGACAACAGCAAGUGCACGGGAGAAAUUACGUACGCCCCGAUUACAAAGGCAUCACCGUCCAGCAAAUUCUGGGGAAUUGACCAAAGCGUGACCUAUGGGAAGGCUGGGAAAGAAAUCUUGAAGUCAGGCUCCGGAAUUGUCGACACUGGGUCCACCCUGGUCCUAUUGGCUACCGAAGCGUUUAACGUAUAUACGAAUACGACGGGCGCAAAGGUAGACGAAGGCGCUGGUCUCCUCAAGAUUGAGAACCAAGAUUAUGAGAGGCUCGAAAGCCUGUAUUUCAAAGUUGGGGGCACGACCUUCGAGCUAACGAAGAACGCGCAGACAUUCCCGCGAGCCCUCAAUGAGUUCAUCGGUGGCGAAAAGAACGCUACUUACCUAGUUGUCGGAGACCUCGGUAUAUCCGUUGGAAAUGGCCUGGACUUCAUUAACGGCUACGCAUUCUUGGAGCGCUUCUAUUCCGUGUACGAUACGACGAAUAACCGCAUUGGGCUUGCGACUACGAAAGAUACUUACUCCUCAGCCAACUAACUUUACAUACCCAUUUUUUUCGAGAUUCGGCGAUGUGAGGCUCACCGCUGGUGAUUGCCGCAACACUUCAUAGGCUCUUCCGACGAUACCUAUAUCAUAACCCGUUGUGGAACACACGGACUUGGACGCUUACCUUCCUAUAUAACAAUGCAUAGCAGGUCGUAACACCCACAAUACCCUUGUAAAUUCCUAUCGCAUGUCGACAACAUAAAUGAGGAAUUCUGCUUUAACUUGAAGCUUAC